Molecule: messenger RNA, 1833 nt
Organism: Naegleria lovaniensis
Lineage: Eukaryota; Heterolobosea; Eutetramitea; Acrasida; Naegleriidae
Exons: 6
Coding region: 1-1833 (610 amino acids)
Biological process (GO): unsaturated fatty acid biosynthetic process
Cellular component (GO): endoplasmic reticulum membrane
Molecular function (GO): stearoyl-CoA 9-desaturase activity; iron ion binding
Source: RefSeq, a predicted model, not a curated record
AUGUCUAAUAAUCACAUUGUUUCUAAUGUCGCAAAGACAUUUGGUGAAGACACUGGCAAGUCCAAGCUCGACUGGACCUUUGAAGAUUUGGAAAAUCUUCUCUCAAGUAAGAGACUUUUCGAGCCAUCCAAUUCAAAGGCCAUGCUCCAACUAGUUGUCACUCUUGGCCUUAUCAUUUGGGGUGUUGUCAGCGUAGUUAAGUUUGACGAAUCCUCAUAUUGGUACUUGUUGAUGCCUCUCGCUUGGCUUUUAUUGGGAUUCUGUGCGUGUCGUUUAAUUGCUGUUGCCUAUGGAUGUUCGACCAAACAAUUUUUCAAUUCUGCCACCAUUCCAGAAUGGAUCAAUGACCUCUUGGGUUUCAUUUGCAUGUUGCCCUUGUUAUAUCCUUUUGAAAAUGUCAAGUCUUUGAAGAAGGCUGUCCUCAACCUUACUCCAGAAGAACAGCAAGUUACUCAAACUUGUACCAACUCUUCUGGAAAUGCCUCGAAACAACAAGUAUCAGAGAAUCACAACGACAUUGAGAUUCACUUCAUGUUCUCUGCCUUGUUGCGUAUUGUGAAAAGUCCACUCUGGUUCUUUUCGUCUUUGUGGGAAUGUUUGGCCACACAUAUUCAAUAUCCAAUCACAAGUACAAGUAUUGUGUUGAAUUCCAUCGUGUUUGUGUUGGAAUUUCUCACUCAUUACUCGUUGCAAAAUUACAAAAUUACUUUCAAAUGGUACCAUCAAUUCCACACUUCAAACUCUCAAGAGACCUCAAAGCCAUCUUCUCUCCUUGCCAAAUGGUCAAAUUCCAUUCCAUUCUAUCGUUGGGCAAGUGCAAGAAGUUUGUUGGAAGAAAAACUGUCAACUAGCAACAAACAAGAAGAUAACUCUAUUCAACUUGCUCAAAUUGCUCGUCAUGGAAGCUUGUCUGACUUGUUCUCAGUAUUGUCUCUUCAAGGAGGAACUUCAACUCAUCCUGUGACUUAUUCUGAAUUGGUCGAUUACUUGGAUUUGCGUAAUAUUGAUUAUGUGAUUUCCAUUUACUUGAUUGGAUCCAUUCUUGGUUCUAUUUAUGGUAUUCUCGCGUGUCCAUUCAAUUGGAAAACUUAUUUAUUGGCUUGGAUUGGACAAUACUCUGCUGGAAUUGGAAUCUCAACAGGUUAUCAUCGUUUCUUUGCUCAUCUCUCAUGUGAAGCAGUAUGGCCAGUUCGUUUAUUAAUUUUAAUUAUUGGUGCUGCGAGUUUUCAAGGAAGUGCCAUUCAAUGGAGUAGUGAUCAUAGACGUCAUCAUAAAUAUAUUGACACUGAGAAGGAUCCAUACAAUAUCAAGAAGAGUUUCUUUUAUGCUCAUAUGGGUUGGUUAAUGAAGACAAGACCAGUGGAUUAUUCCAAUGUUCCUGAUUUGACCAGUGAUCCAUUUCCAACCUUAAUUGCUGGAUUAGGAUGGGGUGAUUGGAUGGGAGGUUUUUGGUUAGGCGGUGUCCUUUCAAAGACAUGGUUGCAACAUUGUACCUUUUUCAUUAAUUCUCUGGCUCACACCUGGGGAGAUGCCACUUUCAAUGAUGACCACAGUGCUCGUGACAGUUACAUUGUCAGCUUGUUAACCUUUGGAGAAGGAUAUCACAAUUUCCAUCAUACGUUUGCCUAUGACUAUAGAAAUGGAGUCAGAUGGUAUCAUUAUGAUCCUGGAAAAUGGAUCAUUUAUACCUUGAGUUUGUUUGGAUGUACCUACAAUUUGAGAAGAUGUGACGAUGAGCAUUAUGAGAAGGGUCGAAUUGUCAUGAAACAAAAACAAAUUGAUAUGGAGAGAGAAAAGAUUGAAGAACUCAUUCGACAAAGAAAGGCAAAAUAA